Molecule: messenger RNA, 1089 nt
Organism: Ornithodoros turicata
Lineage: Eukaryota; Metazoa; Arthropoda; Arachnida; Ixodida; Argasidae
Exons: 4
Coding region: 1-1089 (362 amino acids)
Molecular function (GO): nucleic acid binding; RNA-DNA hybrid ribonuclease activity
Source: RefSeq, a predicted model, not a curated record
AUGGAAGACAGCGAGCUUUUGAAGCCUAAAGAUGGCCCCCUGAGCCCGACACCGAACGAAGCGUACCUCUAUUCAGUAGACAAGAAGCAGUGCAGUGGCAUCUACGCCAACAGCACCAUGACUGGGCUAUUGUGUGCUACGGGCCCCAGCAGAGAUAUCUGCGAGGUAUCGCUGCAGCCGGUCAUAGAAGUGGCUGCGGGAAUGGACCAGGAGUGUACGUCGAGGUGGUGCAUCUUCUUCGGUGGAUACACCAAGUCACCAAGCUACCCACAGCAUGAUCAGUUCUUGCACCUUCCAGUAUCCACCUUCAAGCUUCCCCACGAAACGUCGUCCACCGAAGCGGAGCUUGUAGCCAUUCACGAAGCACUGAAGCUUGUAUCCGCUCGUCCACCUGGAAGCUGGACAGUCCUCACAGACAGCAAGUUGGCGCUGGAGGCACUGUCUUCGCCUCGCUCGCAAGUGGUUACUGACGUCCGCUCACUGAUCCUGGUUGUGCACAACCUCCUCGUCACCUCCGGCCACUCCGUGUGGUUUCAGUGGGUGCCAAGCCACAUUGGCUUGCCGGGAAACACACGUGCCGACACAGCAGCGAAGCGCGCUCAUGGCGCAGCUGAGUGCAACACUGUCAUCCCGUUAUCACCAUCCGUCUGCCGCAUACACAUCCGCCGGCGCCUUUCCUUCGUCACCCACCCUUUCAUGGAAAACACUGUCGCAGUCAACACCUUCCUCCACCGCAUUGACCCGAAGAUGGCCUUCAGUGUGUCGCUACGGCUGUCUCGAAAGGAAGAGUCAGCUCUGCAUCGUCUUCGCCUGAAUGUCGCCCGUACUCCAUCGUUCCUGUUCAAAACCAAGCAGCGUCCCUCUUCGGCGUGCCCCUCCUGCUCCACCGACGCCGACACCCAUCAUUUGCUCAUGACCUGCCCAAGAUAUGCCGCUCCUCGGACCGCACUCACGCGCCGCCUAUCUGCCGUGGGGCACAGAGACCUGUCUUUGGCCACCCUACUGGGCCCCGUAGGGCAGAAGCAAUGGGCUGUUACCAAAGCGCUCAUAUGCUUCCUGGGUGACACUGGGCUCCUGGACUGCCUCUGA